Molecule: messenger RNA, 1440 nt
Organism: Aspergillus caelatus
Lineage: Eukaryota; Fungi; Ascomycota; Eurotiomycetes; Eurotiales; Aspergillaceae
Product: WD repeat-containing protein
Exons: 3
Coding region: 182-1309 (375 amino acids)
Biological process (GO): mRNA export from nucleus
Cellular component (GO): THO complex part of transcription export complex
Molecular function (GO): protein binding
Source: RefSeq, a predicted model, not a curated record
GAUUUCUCCGCGCAACUAGUACUCUAUAUAUUGUGGUCGCAAUUCCCGGGUAACUACCUACACCCUUUCGCGAAAGUUCCUUCCAACUUUCAUUGACCACAGCCCCUCGGGGCAUCAACGUGGGUUGCUCCUGCCACCGCCGCCAUCGUCACGACUCCGCCAGGGACAGCAGCUACGAACAAUGGCACCACCCCGACGCAAUCUACUCCCCAAGGAGCGAUUUGCAUUCUCAUUCGGGAGCCUCAAGACUCAAAGCUAUCAUGAUCCUAUUGCACGAACGCCUGGAUCUCAUACAAUUCGAACGAUAGCAUGGAACCCCACCGGCCAGCUUAUCGCUACAGGCUCAGCGGAUCGUACCCUUCGAAUCUGGAACCCUGAACGCGCGCAAGUCAAAUACUCGACUGACCUCCGCGGUCACACCGCGGGGAUCGAGAAAGUCUUAUUUAACCCAGUUCGAGACUCGGAACUAGCGAGCUGCUCAUCUGAUGGUACCGUGCGCUUCUGGGAUGUUCGCUCGAAGACAUGUGUGAGCCGUCUAGAUGUCGGCGGCGAGGCUUUCACUUUGUCUUGGUCGGCUGAUGGGAGCACAAUGGUGGUUGGAAGGAAGGAUGACACUCUGAUACCAAUCUCCAUUGAAUCGCCUUCUACCCCAACUGUGCUCGAAAACGGAGUAUUAAAUGUCCCAUCCACCCAGUCUCAGAAACCCAUCGCAGGCCCAACCACCUAUAAAGUCCUAGAUUCCCACCCACAGCCCGUCCAAACAAAUGCAACAUCUUUUUCUCAUCACAUUUCCACACCAACCUCGCCUGAUCUUCACCUCUUCGCAACCACCGGCGAAGGCACGGUCAAAAUAUUAUCCUACCCAUCCUUCGACAUCCUCCACACCCUUAAUGCUCACACAUCCGCCUGCCUUUCUAUUGCCCUCGCACCUACAGGACGCUAUCUCGCCGUCGGCGGCAGCGAUGCCCUCAUUUCUCUGUGGGAUACAUCGGAUUGGAUUUGUCGACGCACCGUGUCUAGUAAUAAUGGUGGGGCCGUCCGCGGGGUAAGCUGGAGCUUCGACGGGAGAUUCAUUUGCGGUGCUUGUGAUGAAGUAGGCUGCGGCGGUAAUGGAAUUGAGAUCUUCCAUGCUGAAACAGGCGAAAGCGUGUAUACUGUUCCUACUGGUGGCGGGGUGAAUUCGGGCAUUCCUGCCGUCGCAUGGCAUCCCUCGCGCUAUUGGCUUGCGUACUCUACUACAGCAGACGGUCCCGGAGGUGGUGGAGCUAGUGGACUUAAGAUUGUGGGAGCUGCGGGUGGGAAUCUCUGAUGAUUGUGUGUUUUAACGUACUGUGCGAUCAGCUGUCACCGGAUGCUUGGUCUACCGUAUUUCGCAGAAAGGCGCGUGUUUUAGCCAACAGCUAGGUGUUUCCACAACAUGAUUUAUAUACCCAUGAUAUC